Messenger RNA from Hippocampus comes (tiger tail seahorse), 429 nucleotides. Its product is annotated as transmembrane protein 184C-like. The transcript is spliced from 2 exons. Lineage: Eukaryota; Metazoa; Chordata; Actinopteri; Syngnathiformes; Syngnathidae. The coding region runs from base 49 to 369 and encodes 106 amino acids. The record is from RefSeq and is a predicted model, not a curated record.
UGCACGCAGGAGGCAGAGGAAGGAACGUGCUUGGACAGCUUUCUUGCCAUGUGGGACUUCUCAGACAUCAGGGCCGAUGUCACUGAGCAGGUUCGCCAUGUUGGCCGCACCUUCCUGGGCCGUCCGAACAAGAUGUACUUUGGCGCGGCCGCCCGCCCCGAGCACAGCGAGCACACCGGCCUCCUAUCUCAGGGUGCCGCGGCUGUGCCCGUCUCCGUGCCCGCCUCCCCUUCCUCGACCGGUCGCUACCAGGGCCUCGGGUACACCCCCGCCCCGCACUCCAUCUCGGCUCCGGCAGGAUUUACCACGGCAUCUUGGGAUGAGGACGACGGCGACCACUCACCAACGCGAGCGGCGGAUGCUCAUUAACAGGCUGACAUGCAAUGCUUGUUUCUCAGUCAAAAUGCAUCACUAGGACAUAUUGCCUUG